This is a messenger RNA of Neurospora tetrasperma FGSC 2508, 764 nucleotides long. RefSeq lists its product as uncharacterized. The coding region runs from base 38 to 391 and encodes 117 amino acids. The record is from RefSeq and is a predicted model, not a curated record. Lineage: Eukaryota; Fungi; Ascomycota; Sordariomycetes; Sordariales; Sordariaceae. The transcript has a single exon.
AAAAAAAACAUCCGCACAUUUCAGUCAACCACUCAUAAUGCACAACUCACGCUUCCACUCCCUUGCCGCUCGUCUGACCCCCCACGGUCUCCGUACCUCGUUGCGCAGCCGCCGGUCCCGCUCAUCGUCGUCCUCGUCCCGGACUAGCAGCUCAGACGGCGAGGUGGAAAGACUCGUAUCGCCAACCAGCUCGACGGCCAGCCGCAGCACGCUCAACCGCGCCGGCAGCAACAUGAGCUCUUUGUUCGGCAUUCGAUUGGUGCCUUCAGAACCCGAGGACGAGGAAGAAAAGGCCGGCCCCAAGGAGCUCACAAAUGUCUUGGAGCCAAGACCGACGGACGAUAUGUACUUUUGCAGUCUGGAGGAGAAGAUGCAGAUGCCGUCCUUUUGAGAAGGGCGGUGAAGCAGGCAUGCAUCAACCUACUACUGGGACAUAGGCGGCCAAGAAAGGAACGAUGUGACGUUAAUGGGGAAAAAAGAAAGAAAGAAAGAACCCCGACCCUCGCGAGCUCUGGCAGACAGAAGGAAGGAAAAUGAGGACAUGUCAAAUUGGGGGAGUAUUGGGAAUAAGGAUGGGAAAGGAAAAUAGGUAUUGGGAACUUGACGUCGGCGGCUGAUGUCCGACUGACUGGACAGGGAUACUGACCCGGCGUUGAGGUUAUAUAUUCUUGUUGGGGCUUUGUUUCUUGUCUCUCGCUGCAAAUAUUGAAAAUGGCCUGGAAUCAGCAGGCUUCUUUAUUGUCGGAACUAGGGGCGUAUUUUUU